GAUGUGGGUUUGUUUCCCGGGCGUCCUGUAGCGGGAGCUGAUGAAAGAAGAGACUGUUAGCGGAGAGGAAGAAGCGGAAGAUGGCGGUUCAAAGGUUAAACUGGGACUGAUUCCGGUGGAGCUGGGGGUCACAGAGAGGGGGAGUGAGAGCGUACGUUCUUCAAAAUGUUGUUACGCAGGGCGUUGCACAUCGGAGGCUUGACACUGAAACACAGCAGGUCCAUCCACCACAGUUCUGUAUGGAGGAGUCCUCUCAUACCCAUAGUUGUGGAGCAGACGGGGAGAGGAGAGAGAGCGUAUGACAUCUACUCUCGCCUUCUCAGAGAGAGAAUCAUUUGUGUAAUGGGUCCAAUCGAUGACUCUGUAGCCAGCCUGGUCAUUGCACAGCUGCUCUUCCUCCAGUCAGAAAGCAACAACAAACCCAUCCACAUGUACAUCAACAGUCCCGGUGGUGUGGUCACAGCAGGCCUGGCCAUUUACGACACCAUGCAGUACAUCCUUAAUCCCAUCUCUACCUGGUGUGUCGGGCAGGCAGCCAGCAUGGGCAGCUUACUCUUGGCAGCAGGAACAUCAGGCAUGAGGCAUUCACUGCCCAAUGCCCGGAUCAUGGUUCACCAGCCUUCAGGAGGUGCCAGGGGUCAGGCCACAGACAUCGCCAUCCAGGCUGAAGAGAUCCUGAAGCUGAAGAGACAGAUCAAUAACAUUUAUGCCAAACACACAGGGCAGCCACUGGAAACCAUUGAGGGUGUGAUGGAGAGAGAUCGCUACAUGAGCCCCAUGGAGGCGCAGGACUUUGGUCUCAUUGACCGGGUCCUGGUCCACCCACCCCAGGCAGGCCAGGAUGAGCCUGAGCUGGUGCAGAAAGAGCCAGCGGCAGCAGCCAGUCCCUCUCCACAGCCAGAGUCUCCAGCUCCAGAGCAGGCACCCUCUGGGACAAACCCCCCCUCUUCAUACAAACCUGAGCCAUGAGUCCACCACAGAGCUGUCUGGAUGUGACACCUGACAGUUCCGGAGAACAAGGCCGAGCCUCCAGGGGUGGUUUAGUUUUAAAUGGAUUCUUUCUCCCCCCUAACCAACACUCUGCAGUCUCCAUGUGUACACGCAUCAUGUACAGUUUGGUCUAUAAAAUAAAAGUAAAAGAAGAGAUGCUGAAAAGGGGCCGACAGUAGUCAGUCAUUGUUCACCUCUGAAGGAAGCAGGAGUAUUGAGCUGAGCUGAUCUCUGAGCAGCAGAGUGAAGCAUGGCUCGAUAAGACGCUCUCUAGUUUAUUUAGGGGAGGGGAAGCCUGUUAAGACUGUGAAGCCAUUUCAUUCUGUACCUCGUCGCUGCAUAGACAUCCACUGAAGAGUGGACACAACCUGUAUGACCUGUAUUUGAAAUACUCAUAUUUGUAAUAAAUAUGAUCAUUUUGACCACAAUUCAUAAA
Molecule: messenger RNA, 1426 nt
Organism: Larimichthys crocea (large yellow croaker)
Lineage: Eukaryota; Metazoa; Chordata; Actinopteri; Sciaenidae
Gene: clpp
Product: caseinolytic mitochondrial matrix peptidase proteolytic subunit
Exons: 7
Coding region: 166-969 (267 amino acids)
Biological process (GO): protein quality control for misfolded or incompletely synthesized proteins
Cellular component (GO): endopeptidase Clp complex
Molecular function (GO): ATP-dependent peptidase activity; serine-type endopeptidase activity; ATPase binding
Source: RefSeq, a predicted model, not a curated record